Molecule: messenger RNA, 339 nt
Organism: Linum trigynum
Lineage: Eukaryota; Viridiplantae; Streptophyta; Magnoliopsida; Malpighiales; Linaceae
Source: the annotation of a GenBank genome assembly
AUGUCGCGGACGCAAGAAGGAGAUGGGGAAGUUGACAUGAGAAUAUUUGACGGGGCAAUAUGGGGUGUAUCUUCCGUUACUAGUGCAGAUGAGUUUUUGAUCCAUGUAGUAAAGGAUAUGGACGUCGAGGACAACAACACGAAGUCCGGGAGUCACCAUUUUGCAGCGUCUAAUAGCGGAGUAAGAAGGUUGCUAGAGAUUAGAGCUAUCGGCGAUGGGAGCUAUGAUCGGGUUCCAAAUCGCAAAUGGAAGUAUCGCAAACGGGAUCAUCAUCGACCCACAUUCAUGUCCUUCUACUGCAUGUUGCGAGGAAGCUUCUUCCUCAUUGAUUCGGGCUGA